Molecule: messenger RNA, 1119 nt
Organism: Mesitornis unicolor (brown roatelo)
Lineage: Eukaryota; Metazoa; Chordata; Aves; Mesitornithiformes; Mesitornithidae
Gene: TUFT1
Product: tuftelin 1
Exons: 12
Biological process (GO): intracellular signal transduction
Cellular component (GO): I band; intracellular anatomical structure
Source: RefSeq, a predicted model, not a curated record
GAGAGCGUGAAGGUGCUGCGGCUGACGCUGCCGAAUGACCUCCCCGGCGACAGGCGCGAGCAGGCGAAGCAGAAGCCGGUGGGAAAAGCCUUCGCCAUGGUGGCCAACAGAUCCAGCAACGGUCACUCCCUGGCCUCCGAAUGCAUCAAAUCCAACGACGGCGAUGAGGAGAUCAUCAAGGUUUACCUGAAGGCACGAGCCGAGGGCAGCGUGAACCAUGAGGAGCACGUCAACCAGCUGAAGAGCGAAGUUCGUUACAUUCAAGAGGCUAGAAGUUCUUUGAAGAAGCUGCGGGAAGACUUAAGUAGUAAACUUGAGAACAGACAAGGAGAUAAACAGCACGCACAGGUGGUGCUGGAGAGGCAGAACGGGAGCUGGUUGUACCCCGAGAGGCUGCGUGCCGAUUCCUGGGAGGACCAGUUGUCCUCUCCGCAGGAGGACGACUGCUCAGGUGAAGACGUGGAGAAGAUCCGACAGACGGCAAAGAGGCUGUUCACAAAGCUGCAGGAGGCCGAAAAGCGCCAUCAGUUUGAAAAGAAAGCCUUUGAGAGGACGAUCUCGCAGUACCAGGAGGAAGCAGAGCAGGCGAGCUCUGCCCUGCGGAGAGCGGAGAAGAGCGUGGUGGAGAAGGAGGUGGAGGUGGAUGAGCUGCAGAGACUCCUGGCAGGGAUGGAGAAGGAGCACAGGAGCUUGCUGCUGAAGAUGAAAGAAGGCGAAGCCGAGCUGGCGAGGCUGAGAAGCGUGGAAGGUGACAAGCUUGCCGAACAAGACCGGUCAGCCCAGCUGGAGAAGGAGGUGGCCAUGCUGCGGGAGAAGAUUCACCACCUGGACGACAUGCUGAAAAGCCAGCAGCGCAAAGUCCGCCAGAUGAUCGAGCAGCUCCAGAACUCCAAAACGGUGAUCCAGGCCAAGGACGCCGUGAUCCAGGAGCUCAAGGAGCGAGUCGCUUACUUGGAGGCUGAGAACCUGGAGAUGCACGACCGCAUAGAGCACUUGAUCGAGAAGCAAGUCAGUCGGGGCGGCCACAGCUCCCGAGCACGCUCGAAGUCGGAGUACGUGAGCAGCAAAAGGCUGACGGGCCCCAAGCCGCUGCCUCUCAUUCGAGUAGUGGAAACAUGA